Molecule: messenger RNA, 555 nt
Organism: Ascoidea rubescens DSM 1968
Lineage: Eukaryota; Fungi; Ascomycota; Saccharomycetes; Ascoideales; Ascoideaceae
Product: ankyrin repeat domain-containing protein
Exons: 1
Molecular function (GO): protein binding
Source: RefSeq, a predicted model, not a curated record
AUGAUAGACCCAAGAAUAAGAUUAAGAAAUUCCAUAAUCAAUGGCAAGUUGAUUAUCGUCAAAAGAUUGCUACGAAGAUACCCUGAGCUACUAGAAAAUAUCGAUUCAUCAAAUGGAUGGUCUUCAUUGCACUAUGCUUCCUUCCAUGGUCAGUAUCUUAUCUGUUUGUUCUUGAUAUCUUUGGGUCAUGAUAAGGAUGAAAUACAUGUAACUUUCAAGGACAAUACCUGCGUUCAUUUGGCUAUACUAAACAAUUACCAUCAGACUUUGCACCUAUUGCUCCAGCAAAAUCCAAAGUUUAAAUCAAAAUAUUUGAAUUUCAAAAACAAAGAUUUCGAAACUCCACUACACUUUGCUAGCAGAGUUGGGGCAGUAGAAUGUUUGGAUUUGUUGUUGGAUUUGGGUGCAAACAUUAAUGCUUUGGACAUCAAUGGCAACACUGCUUUGCAUCUAGCAACAAGAUAUGGAAAUAUAAACUGCAUUAAAAGUUUGCUUCUAUAUGGGUCUGACUUUGAUAUGAAAAACGUCGACGACUGGUUGCCUGUUCAGUUGGCC